Cynara cardunculus var. scolymus (artichoke) is the source of this 633-nucleotide messenger RNA. RefSeq lists its product as uncharacterized. The record is from RefSeq and is a predicted model, not a curated record. NCBI's taxonomy places the organism in Eukaryota, Viridiplantae, Streptophyta, Magnoliopsida, Asterales, Asteraceae. The coding region runs from base 1 to 633 and encodes 210 amino acids. The transcript has a single exon. Gene Ontology annotation, molecular function: protein binding.
AUGGUUAUUGAUCUGGUGACGCAAGCUGCUCUUAUUCUUAUCACCAUCUUUAUGUUCCUAUGGAUGCAAAACAUACCUCAAAAUCUCUUCACCAAAUUACGUUACAGAAACCGAUCCAGCUACUCCGCCAAGCGUCACUUCAUCAUCGGCGCUCAGCUCUUAGCUAAAUCCAGAUCCACCAAAGACCGAGCCUCCUCCGCUAAACUAGCCAAAUCGGCCGCCGAAGAAGCCGACAAAUCCAUCUCGCUCGAUCCAAAGGACGCCGCACCACACAUACUCAAAGCCCUAGCCCUCGAUGCACAAGGUUUUAGUACAUCGGCUUUGGAAGCGCUGGAUGUUGCGUUGUCGCCGUUGACGGCGAAGACUUUGAGCGACGCAGAGAGAGGGGAUGCGUUGUUCAAGAGAGCAGAGAUCAAAGUGAAGGGGAGUAAGAGAGGGCGAGUUGACUCGGCGAUUGAAGACCUGGUUGAAUCUGUCAAAUUGAAAGGGGAUAAUGCGAAAAUGUUUCGAUUGUUGGGAGAGUGUUACGAGAAGAAAGAAAUGGAAGAGGAGGCCAUCGAGGCUUAUAAGGGUGCGCUUAGGGUUGACCCCGAGUGUAUUGCGGCUCGAGACGCAUUGAAUCGAUUAGGUUGA